GUUUGGCAAAGAGUUCUUGGACAGCGAAGAGCAUCAGCAACAACCAUGAGAUAUUCUUGCGUCUUACUCCUGGCACUCCUGGCCUGUGUCCUGGUGGGACGGACCAGUGGCUCUGGCACUGCCACAACGCCGGCAACUGCCACUGCCACAACCACCUCGGCAUCGGCCGCGGCAGCCACAACUACGGCAGCCACCACCGCUGACACCACCACCGCAGCCGCCUCAACUACAACCACCACGAGCGCAUCGGCGACCACCACGACCGCAGCGUCUAGUAGCAAGAAGAAGAAGAGGGUCACGAAGUGGACGGAACGCUCAAGAGGCGGCAAGAGGAGCAGCAGCAAGAACAAGCGCAAGAACAAGCGCAAGACCAGGAGGCGUCACCAUCACAAUGCCUCGACCACCUCCAGCAGUGCCAGCACCUCCGCCAGGCGCCGCUCCCUCUCCAGGCGCAGGAGGGGCUAGACCCAAGCUUGCCCCCCCCCGCCCGAACCCCCUCCCAAUUGAACUCCGACAAAC
Drosophila subobscura is the source of this 519-nucleotide messenger RNA. Its product is annotated as protein new-glue 3-like. The transcript has a single exon. The record is from RefSeq and is a predicted model, not a curated record. Lineage: Eukaryota; Metazoa; Arthropoda; Insecta; Diptera; Drosophilidae. Bases 46 to 465 code for a protein of 139 amino acids.